Thlaspi arvense is the source of this 1150-nucleotide messenger RNA. The record is from the annotation of a GenBank genome assembly. NCBI's taxonomy places the organism in Eukaryota, Viridiplantae, Streptophyta, Magnoliopsida, Brassicales, Brassicaceae.
AUGAGGCCGAUGCAACUGGAUAUGUUGGCGGAGAUGGAUGAUGCAGGUUCGUCGAUGGCCAUGGACGUCGAUGACAUCGAAGCUAUGGAGAUUCUCAGCGAAGGAGGACAUAUCUCUGAGAACAAGCUCGCGAAUCAGAGAAGGCAUAUAGCGCGUACAAAGAGGCCGAAUUAUGGUUUAACUGAUGAGGUUCCAUCGGAAGUUCGAAGAUCUAAGAGAACCUCUCAGGUGGUCUAUGAAGACUCGGACCCAGAAUCUUCAGAGAACGAAGAAGCAGGAGGCAACGAUGGAGGCGACGAAAGCAGCCGAACCGUCACAGACGACGGCGCAUCCGAUUCUUCAAUGGGAGAAGAGCAAGAGCAAGAAGCAGAGGUGGCGGAAGCAGAUGAGGGAGCAGAGAAGGAGGCAGAGACAGGCGUUGAGGAACAAGAGAAGGAGGCAGAGAAGGAGGCGGAGAAGGAGACAAGCGUUGAGGAACCAGAGAAGGAACAAGAGAAGGAACCGGAGGGAGAAAAGAAUGAAGCGGCUAAGGAGGCAGAGGAGGAAGAGGCAGAAGAGGCAGAGGAGGAAGAGGCAGAAGAGGCAGAGGAGGCAGAAGAGCGAAUCGGUAAUUCUCCUUCAAUAAUGCGAUGGAGCAGUCUUAUAAGAGUAGGAGGCAGAUUGCUGAAGGUCCCUAACAAGUCUGUGGCUGCUGUUUUAUCUAAAGCUAAGGAGAUAGAGGAAGCUAAGGAGGCAGAGGGAGCGAAGGAGGCAGAGGGAGCGAAGGAGGCAGAGACAGAAGGGACAUCUUCCUCUGUGGUGGGUAAGCAGGUGUAUCGAAGGAAAAAAAAAGGGUUCACAGUCCCAAGUGGAGAAAGAGGCAGCCGACGAACCCCAGAAGAGGAAGAUAAAACGUUUCCAGCAUGUGCGACCUCCUUACACAGAGGAAAAGGCCAAGAGGGGCAGGAAAAAAUAGUCUAGUUGGACUUAAAACAUUUUCUAUUUUGGUUUUCAGUUGGACUAAAACUCGAAUGCUGAUAUGUUGUUAUGUCGUUAGGAUUUAAAGUUUGGAUUUAAUGUUUGGAUUUAAACGUAUUUCAUUUGGUAUGGUGUUCUAAUUUGUUUGAUUUGGAUUUCGAAUGUUUGAUUUGAUUUGAUAUAAACACUAAAA